AUGGUUGUAGUGUAUGGAAUUACGUUUGUUUUGGGAUUAUUUGGUAAUUUUGUGGUCAUUGCAGUCAUGUGUUGUGGACAUGGUGCUAAAUGUGUAACUUUUCCUUGUUUAUUAAGUAUGGCCUGGGCUGAUGUUUUAUUUUUAUUAGUUUGUGUUCCAGCAGAAGUUGGACGAUAUUUUAUUGGACAUUGGGAAUUAAGUAAUUUUUUAUGUAAAUUGUCUGGAUUUGUUGAGAUGAUGUCAGCUACAGCCACCAUCUUUAAUCUGAUUCUCACCAGCUCAGAAAGAUACUUUGCCAUAGCGCACCCAUUGACAUCAAAAAUGAUCUGUACCAGAAAAUACACGAAAAUAGCCUUAGUGAUAACAUGGAUCGGAGCAAUAAUGGUUUCUUCACCCGCGUUUGAUACAGAAACCAAUUUAUACUAUAACAAUGUAUCAUCAGUAACGGUAACUCUAUGUGGAGAUGCCGGUAUACCAGAUUCUGGAAGAUUGCCUUAUGCUGUAUUUCAACUGUGUCUGCUGUUUGCUAUUCCCGCCAUAAUAGUUAUCUUCUGUUACUCCAGAGUUAUUUGGAUAUUAUGGCAUAGUACCAAACAAUUGAAGCACAUGUCAUCAACACAAAAUAAAAAAACAGUUAUAAAAAUGUUGGUGGUUAUAAUUACUGUAUUCCUGAUCAGUUGGGGGCCUAAAUUAAUUAUACAUGUGAUGAAGAAAAAGAGAGUUCUAAGUUUUAAUUCAAUGGUGUUUAUGGCGAUCGUGGUAUUUAAUUUAUUACCGUAUGUUCAAUCCAGUUUAAAUCCUGUUAUCUAUAUUAUAAUGUCUAAGAAUAUCAGGAGAUCUAUUUGUAAACAUUUACCAAUUCCAUUGAUUAAACUGUGUUCGAGGUGCGGCGAUCAGAACUCUAAUACCAUGUUAAUGAUGAAUUCUACCAUUCCUGCUUCUCAGAGAUCAUAUGGUGUAACACAGACUGCCGACUUGUAA
Lottia gigantea (owl limpet) is the source of this 981-nucleotide messenger RNA. RefSeq lists its product as hypothetical. Gene Ontology annotation, cellular component: plasma membrane. Gene Ontology annotation, biological process: G protein-coupled receptor signaling pathway. Gene Ontology annotation, molecular function: G protein-coupled receptor activity. The transcript is spliced from 6 exons. Bases 1 to 981 code for a protein of 326 amino acids. The record is from RefSeq and is a predicted model, not a curated record. NCBI's taxonomy places the organism in Eukaryota, Metazoa, Mollusca, Gastropoda, Lottiidae.